AUGCCUUCCAGACAAGAGGUCGCCUACUUUGGAGCUGGUCCUGCUCCCCUGCCCACCUCUGUCGUGGAGGCGGGCGCAAAGGCCUUCGUCAACUACAAUGACUGCGGUCUCGGACUCGGAGAAAUCUCGCAUCGCUCCCCUACCGCAAACAAGAUCCUGGAAGAUACCAAGGCGAGCCUGACAACGCUCCUGGAUAUUCCCGAUGACUACGAGAUCCUCUUUAUGCAGGGUGGUGGAAGUGGACAGUUCAGCUCGGUGGUUCAGAAUCUUGUGGGAGUCUGGGUAGAGCGCAGACGACAGAGAGCAGAGGCGGAGAUUUCGGCCAGCGAAAACAAGGACGAACUGGUCGUUGAGAGAUUACAAAGGGAGGUGCAGGAGGAAUUGAAGCUGGAUUACAUCGUCACGGGUUCCUGGUCGUUGAAGGCAGCGCAGGAGGCUACUCGUCUGGUGGGUGCCAAGCAUGUGAACAUUGCGCUGGAUGCCAGAACCGCGAACAAUGGCAAGUUUGGCAUGAUCCCUGCAGAGGAGACCUGGGCUCUCUCGCCCAGCAAGAACUCGGCGUUUGUUUACUUCUGCGAUAAUGAGACGGUGGACGGUGUGGAGUUCCCCAGCUUCCCCAAGAUCCUGGAGUCGGACGACCGACUUGUCGUUGCAGACAUGAGCUCCAACUUCCUCAGCCGGAAAGUUGAUGUCAGCAAGUAUUCUGUGAUCUUCGGUGGUGCCCAAAAGAACAUUGGUAUCGCUGGUAUUUCCAUCGUCAUUAUCAAAAAGUCGCUCUUGCCUCCCCAGACCCCUACACCGGCACCGGCUCUUCUUCAUCGGUUGAACCUUGGCGGGUUACCGGGAACCGUUGUACUCGACUACGCGACCAUCGCGAAGAAUAACUCCCUGUACAACACACUCCCCAUCUUCAACCUGUGGAUUGCCGGCCAGGUCAUGGCCGAACUCGUCCAGACAUACGGUGUCCAGAAGAUCAGCGGUCAGGAGCAGAUCUCCAACCGCAAGGCGGAGAUCCUCUACAGUGUUUUGGACAAGUACCCCCAGGUUUACCACGUUGUUCCGGACAAGAGUGUCCGGAGCCGUAUGAACAUUUGUUUCCGCGUCUACGGCGGCGAUGCCGAAAAGGAGAAGGAGUUCCUGGCUGGAGCUGAGGAGCGCCUGCUCCAGGGCUUGAAGGGACACCGCAGUGUUGGCGGUAUCCGGGCCAGCAACUAUAAUGCAGUUCCCUUGGAGAACGUUGAGAAGCUGGCCAAGUACCUCGAAGACUAUGCCACCGCGGCUUAA
Molecule: messenger RNA, 1284 nt
Organism: Aspergillus thermomutatus
Lineage: Eukaryota; Fungi; Ascomycota; Eurotiomycetes; Eurotiales; Aspergillaceae
Product: O-phospho-L-serine:2-oxoglutarate transaminase
Exons: 2
Coding region: 1-1284 (427 amino acids)
Biological process (GO): L-serine biosynthetic process
Cellular component (GO): cytoplasm
Molecular function (GO): pyridoxal phosphate binding; O-phospho-L-serine:2-oxoglutarate transaminase activity
Source: RefSeq, a predicted model, not a curated record